AUGGAUGAGAUAGCUCCCCGCUAUAGCCUCGGUCUCAUGAAUGUUCGCCUUUUCAAGUUUAAUAUUUGCAAUACAUUCUGUGGCGGGUGGUUCUCCCACCGAGUUCCGCCUGAUGUUCAAGUUAAAAUCGAUAAGACAACUGUGAAUGAACAUGAAUUCGUGCAGUUUGAAUGUGCUACCAGCGUCGGCCACCAAUCAGAGAUUAUUUCGCGGUACCAGUGGCUUUGGAUGAAGAGCGGCUCCACUGCGGAACAGGUUAUCCAAGACGCCGAGACCAGCACGCAGAAUGGGAAGCUUUUCGAGUUCGUGCGCAUACCAUACGAUAGGAGUGGGACUUACACUUGUAAGGCUUGGAAUCUUGGUGGGAUGGGACAGGCAUCGGCAGUCCUGACUGUGCAUUUUUCUCCUAGAAUAGACCCAGAGGCCAACAUGACGUAUGACGUGGUGGGUGAGAUAGGCAAAGAGGCAUCGUUUGAACUGUUCAUCAUCGCCAACCCGACUCCGGCAACAACUGGUUACGUCUGGUCCAAAGAUGACAACAUCCUUUCGAACUCAUCGUCCGAAUAUGAAAUCAUUUCCGGGCCGACGUCGAGCAAGUUGGCCAUCGAACACGUCAAAUCCUCCGAUUAUGGGAACUAUACGUGCCCUGUGAAAACGAGCGGAUUUCAAACGAAGGUUUUCAAAUUUAAGCUUCUGAAACCAGUUCCGCCUGAUGUUCAAGUCAAAAUCAGUAAGACAACUGUGAAUGAACAUGAAUUCGUGCGGUUUGAAUGUGCUACCAGCGGAGGCUACCCGGAUCACAUCGAGCGGUACCAGUGGCUCUGGAAGAAGAGCGGCUCCACUGCGGAACAGGUUAUCCAAGACUCCGAGACCAGCACGCAGAAUGGGAAGCUUUUCGAGUUCGUGCGCAUACCAUACGAUAGGAGUGGGACGUACUCUUGUAAGGCUUGGAAUCUUGGUGGGAUGGGACAGACAUCGGCAGUCCUGACUGUGCAUUUUUCUCCUAGAAUAGACCCAGAGGCCAGCUCGACGUAUGACGUGGUGGGUAAGAUAGGCAAGGAGGCAUCGUUUGAACUGUUCAUCAUCGCCAACCCGACUCCGGCAACAACUGGUUACGUCUGGUCCAAAGAUGACAACAUCCUUUCGAACUCAUCGUCCGAAUAUGAAAUCAUAUCCGGCCCGACGUCGAGCAAGUUGGCCAUCGAACACGUCAAAUCCUCCCAUUAUGGGAACUAUACGUGUUCUGUGAAAACGAGCGGAUUUCAAGCGAAGGUUUUCAAAUUUAAGCUUUUCAAACCAGGUCCACCUUCUGCACCCAGCAAACUCGAAGUUGUCAAUUCAACUGCCGUAGCAGCGACGCUCAAAUGGAUCUCAGAAAUCAAUGGCGGGUCGGAGCAGAGAUUUUACGUCCAAUACAAGAAGUUUGCCGACAACUGGGACGUUGCCCCGGAGGUUCCUCAAGGAGGAAUGACUGAUCCAGGUCUCAAGAGAGCCGUGUAUCAUAAGAUUAUGGGUCUUGAGUCGGAUGUCGGGUAUAUGUUUCGAGUGCGCAGCAGGAACUCCCACACGGGGACUCACACCAGUAACUUUAGCAACGUGGCUUCUGGGGAAACACCAGAGAAACCCAAAACGUCCCUUAAAGGUGUGAAUCGAAUAGGUAAAAAAGUAACCGUGGGCUGGGAACGAGUGACUGGAAAAUAUACAGGGCUGAAGAUCAAAUACUGCCAGACCGGCACGGUCGACUGCAUGACUCACACCGUGCCUAAACAAGAGGAUACAUAUGUAACAUUUGUUGUUGAUCCCGAUAAGUCAUAUUAUUAUUAUAUGGUGGUCGAAGAUGGUGGUGAUGUUGUAUACAGAAGCAGGGUCUUCAAUGACGAGGUUGAUGACAAGACAAGCAUAGCAGCUGUAGGCGGUCUUGUUGGAGCCGGCAUUGUAGCGAUAACAGGCGUCGUUCUGGCUGUUAUUUUAUGGAAACGUGGUCUGCUGCGAUGGAGGAAGAGGCAGUGUCAUCGACCGGCAAAUGACAACGCUGAUUACGAUGAUACCAGGGUUGAAUUCACAGCAGACGGAAAACCUCAGGUACACAUCUACGCCAAAAUUGAGACAGAUCACGUAAAUGAUGUGUUUGACCGUGAACACUGGCAUGGACAGAAACCCCCACAGCCAUUGCCUACGGGGCACCGCGUUCCGGUUCACGGAGCCCAUAGGAAUGAGCCUGCGGAGUCCGACGAUGACGUAGACGCUGACGUGGGUGCAUACGAUUACGCGACAUGGCAGCAGGGUGUUCCAGGUCAACGCCUAGUUCCUGCACCUCAGCAGAAUCAAACGGAGUGUGGCUCCUCAGACGAUGAGUCUGGGGAGUAUAUCUUAAGUGAUCCGAUAAGCGACCAGGAGGGACAGGAGCCUGAAGGUACAUACAAUGACCUACCAAUCUUCGUAACAGACGCACAGAAAGAGCUAAGAAUCCACAAGGACGCGCAGCCUGAUCAAAGUACAGCAGAGAGCAGUUCAAGACAAGGUAUUGGGUCCAAUGAGCGGACUCCAAGUCGCUCGAAUGGCGCCCAAGAGAUGGUUACAAGUCGUUCGAACGACAAUAUGGGAAACGAGCAAGGGUCACUAUACGCGCAUUUAGAUCCAGCAGCGCCAGUACCGCAUGGAGAGUACUUGGACUUCAGACAACUAAGUUCGGAAUAAUAGGUAUCAACAUCCCAAUAGGUGGCGCUGAUUAUAACUUUUGUGUGCGUCUAACAGACAACAUUCUCAUCUCUGCCACACCAACGAAAUACCCUAGUGACAGUCAGAGUCACGUCGCGGCGGCCAUGGCUGGUACCCUAUCAAGACCGAUCAGAAAACUCUUAAAGGGACACCUCUGUCGAGGUGUUUGUAUGUGCUUGUGACAAAACCGACGUACAGGUGGCGCCUGUGUAUAACAUGAUACAUUGUAUUGUUAACGUAGUCUGUAGGGAAGGUUGUGACCGUCGUUUACGUCACGCCGGUUUUCAUUGGUACAGGACUCCGUCAAGGCCACAACAUUCCGCCCUACAUUUAUAAUCUCUUUCUCACGGAUUUAAUCCCUUUCUUCUAUAAGUACAUUUUCCUUGAUGAACAGAUGACGGGUGAACUAAAUACUUAUAUUAUGAUUGCAGCAAAAACGUCCUUAACUCUUUUCGAAUGAGUGAUUUUGUAAUAUAUUUCGUUCAUUUUAACACAGUAUAGUCAUAAUUGUAGUCGAGAGUCCUGACGUAAGCGACGGUCACCACCACUUCGGUCCUAUCAGUUGUAGUUAUUAAAUAUAUCCAUAGUCUGCCUUAUAUAUACACCCGGGAAGAGUC
Lineus longissimus is the source of this 3335-nucleotide messenger RNA. RefSeq names its product contactin-5-like. The record is from RefSeq and is a predicted model, not a curated record. The transcript has 9 exons. Bases 1 to 2697 code for a protein of 898 amino acids. NCBI's taxonomy places the organism in Eukaryota, Metazoa, Nemertea, Pilidiophora, Heteronemertea, Lineidae. Gene Ontology annotation, molecular function: protein binding.